Symbiodinium natans is the source of this 984-nucleotide messenger RNA. NCBI's taxonomy places the organism in Eukaryota, Dinophyceae, Suessiales, Symbiodiniaceae. The record is from the annotation of a GenBank genome assembly.
AUGGCCAACAUCUUGAGUGCCUUCGAUGAGUCCUGUGAUGCAGACUGCCAAAGGUGGCACCGCAUCUCGCGAGGGUUGGAGGGCAUCUUCGUGUUCACGUUGGCAGACAUUAUCAUGGACUUCUGUAGCCUCAUCCUGACCUCCAUCAUGUUUGUCGCGCACUUCUUCUAUUACCAGAACACGAAGAUAGUCUUCGGCGGUGCAGGGUUCCGGGACGCAGUGCUCAAGACUUUGAAGAACACAGUUGCUGGCGCAAGAAGAUCAUUGGGCGGCCAAACACACGUAGGUGAACGGGCAGACCAUGCACCAACCACAGACGCAACCCUUGCCUUGGAGCCAGGAGCAGCUCCUUCUGCCGACACAAAGACGGAGCAGACAAACGCCGUCUUCUGGCUUUCGCUGAAAAUUUCUGUGGGCGUGCUGGUUUUUGCAGGUGUCACAUGUGACUUUGUGGCAAAGUUCUUCAACUUAAGGACCGCUGAGGGCAUUGAGGAGGAUAUGGCGAUCUUCGUGGAUGCUCAGUGCAUGAGCAAAGGGGACUCCUAUGCCGCGUUGAUCAACUUACGGGAGACGCUGAAGGAGCUAAAAGAGAACAGCAUCUGGAUGCUUCUGAUUGCAAGUGCCACUGCUGUGGGAGACAUCGCUGGCGUUCUGGUGUCAACACAUGAAGUGACAAUUACCACGAUCGUCCUCACAUGUCUGAUGAGCCUAGGAGAAACAGCCUUCACACUCUAUGAUUUCACCAGCAACAUUGUUGUUCUCUUGGCGGAAGUGAACAAGAUUUCCAAUGCGGCCCUUGGAGAAGUUGGAGAGAUCAACGGCAUCAUGUGCGCAACUUUGCAUCCCGACUACACGGAAGUGAAGGUUAACUUCGUGGAGCCAAAUGCGGCAAGGGCGGUUCUUGGAGUUGGACUUUACCUCAUCUUGUGUAUCGUGCUGGCGGUGAUGAUGUAUUUCAUCUUGCAAAAAUCGAGGUUUCGUUGA